UUUGAAAUGAUUGAAAAAAUGCAGAGAAGUCGUUUGGAUGAGCAGAGAUGUUCACUUCCAGCCCCACUUAAGAGAGAAGAAGAGUAUAUUCCAUACCCCAGCAUCCAGGAGGUGUUACGGAGAGGGUGGCCCUACCCUCUUAUUAUCUUACCCCAGUUUGGGGGCUACUGGAUCGAAGGGACCUGUCACAGCUUGCCCAGUUCAGGCCCAGAAUUCCACGACUUGCCCUCCCCUUGCAGUGGCAAAGUGAAGCUGGAGUGUGACCCAACUGCCAAGCUGUACCGCAAGCACUUCCUGGGGAAGGAGCAUCAGAACUUUUAUGCCAAUGACACGACUUUAGGCAACCUUGUCCUUUCAGUGAAGUAUGAACAAGUUGAAAGGCAAGAAAACCUCCGCCUGCUUUUGAGGACUCGAACCGGUACCAAGCAUGACCUCAUCCCUAUUUCCUGCCUGAAUGAAUUCCCGAAUGCUGUCCAGAUGGCAAAGUUGCUCUGCGAAGAUGUGAAUGUCGACCGUUUCUUCCCAGUGUUGUACCCCAAGGCUUCCCAGCUCAUUGUUGCCUUUGAUGAACAUGUCAUCAGCAAUAACUUCAAGUUUGGGGUUAUCUACCAGAAACUUGGACAGACCACAGAGGAAGAGGUUUUCAGUAAUACAGAGGAGAGUCUCAGCUUCUUAGAGUUUUUGGAUCUUCUUGGAGACAGGAUCCAGCUUCAGGCUUUCCGUGGCUUCCGAGGUGGCUUGGAUGUUACAAGAGGUCAGACAGGAACUGAGUCCAUCUACACAAAUUUCCGGGGCAAGGAGAUCAUGUUCCAUGUCUCUACGAAAUUGCCCUUUACUGAAGGAGAUGCCCAGCAGCUUCAGCGGAAGCGCCACAUUGGGAAUGAUAUUGUGGCCAUUGUUUUCCAAGACGAAAAUACGCCCUUUGUCCCCGACAUGAUUGCAUCCAACUUCCUGCAUGCUUACGUCGUGGUGCAGCUCCAUCACAGCCCCCUUGGGGAGACUCUCUACAAGGUUUCUGUUACAGCCCGUGAUGAUGUCCCUUUCUUUGGACCCCCUCUCCCAAAUCCAGCCAUAUUCAAAAAGGGCACAGAAUUCCGUGAAUUUCUCUUGGCAAAACUUAUCAACGCAGAGCACAGUUGCUUCCAUGCUGAGAAAUUUGCUAAGCUAGAGGAGCGCACCCGCAGCGCCCUUCUGGAGAGCCUGUUCGAGGAGCUGCAGGUCCGCAGCCGCAGCAUGAUGGGCUGGGCCUCUGGGGAAGACGACAAAAUGGAGAAUGGAGGUGGUGGAUUCUUUGAGAACUUCAAGCGAGUGAUCCGAGGCCGUAGCCAGAGCCUGGACACUAUGGGGAUAGCCAUGAGGAAGCAGCAGCAGCAGCAGCAGCAGCAGCCAGCAACUCCACCCAACCGCCCGGCUACUGCCAGCCUUGCUCUCAACCAGAGCGUCGCUGAGGGCCCCAAGGCCAUUGCUGCGUCUUUUGCCCUGCCUGGGAGAAGCCCAUCACGCAACCGAGGCCGCUUCCAUGGGCGCCGCAGUAGCGCCAUCGGCAUCGAGAACAUCCAGGAGGAGAAGAGCAAAGAGGUCGGUGACAGGAUACAGAAAGUACUGGAGAGUCCAGGGCCCUUUUGUGAUCUCAAGUCUGAUGGCUCCUCCAGCCCCAGUUCCCCAGAGUUCCCAAACAGGAAGAGCAAGGUGCUCCCUGGUCAGGCGUCAGGGUACUGGGCCAUGCAUCCCCUGUCCCGUUCUUCAUCGAACGUGAGCAGCUGCUGCAGUGGAGUGAGAGAGAACGAAACGUCGGAGGAGGAGAACGAGGCGGAGUUGAUGUGUUCCCUUGAAGGUCCCCAUAAGCAGGACUUGAUGGCCCAGAGUGCGUGGCUGGAGGAUACCGCGGCCUGUACACCCAGCAGCACCAGUUCACCAGUCACUCGGCUGCUCCCUCCGGCCAGCACCGCCGGGUCCACCGAGAAGGGGGAAAACGGCAAAGUGGAUGCUCAGCGUUACAGUCCAGCCUCCAUUUUGUGCUGUGUGUGAUGUCAUCGCUGGAGGGGUGUCUCAGUGCAUGCUGGGUAAUUCACAGGAAUUUCUGCCAAAAUAAGAUCUCUUGGCAACUGCUCAGUCUGAAGGUCAGAGAACCAAAUGCCCAAAAAAUCACUGACCUGGCCCUUCCUUGACAAAUGGGUACCGACACCCACCACACCAUCCUCCGUGGCAUCCGCUCACCCAUUUGUGUCAUUCCUGUUUGGCAACCUCAGAAGGCCAGGACCCGCCUCCGCCCACAGAGGGAGCCUCCCAUCAGCCAUAGCUGAGAAGCAGCCAUGUCGGGAGCGCCCCGGUCUGUUCGCUCCGAUUCCUGCUACGAUGGUGAAUCCAAAAUCCAACACAGGAGGACUCUGCUGUGGAGCAGGCCCUUCCCAGGAAAGUGGCAACAGGAUCCAGUGCAGAAUUCCACUCCAUCGCUUCCAUCUGGUUUGUGAAUGAAUGAUUCGUAAUGUACCAUAGGGAGAGCACCACAUUGUGUGGGGCAGUAGGAAAGUUGUGCAUCCACUUCAUCACGCCCAGGGUCUCCCCAGGUCUUUGUUUGGGAUUUCACUAUACCACCCUCCCAUUCACACCUCUUCUUCCCCGAGUAUAUGUGCCGUGAAGCAGCAACCACCUGUAAAUGUGAAUCUGUGACCCCUCACUCCACGCUUGUUGUGUCUGUGGUAUCUUGGGCUUGCAAUAAAAAGACAACUGU
Molecule: messenger RNA, 2731 nt
Organism: Eublepharis macularius
Lineage: Eukaryota; Metazoa; Chordata; Lepidosauria; Squamata; Eublepharidae
Product: rap1 GTPase-activating protein 1-like
Exons: 22
Coding region: 7-2028 (673 amino acids)
Biological process (GO): regulation of small GTPase mediated signal transduction; activation of GTPase activity
Cellular component (GO): cytoplasm
Molecular function (GO): GTPase activator activity
Source: RefSeq, a predicted model, not a curated record